This is a messenger RNA of Chelonus insularis, 407 nucleotides long. RefSeq names its product lemming A (gene lmgA). Gene Ontology annotation, cellular component: nucleus; anaphase-promoting complex. The record is from RefSeq and is a predicted model, not a curated record. Gene Ontology annotation, molecular function: ubiquitin protein ligase activity; zinc ion binding; cullin family protein binding. Lineage: Eukaryota; Metazoa; Arthropoda; Insecta; Hymenoptera; Braconidae. Bases 141 to 395 code for a protein of 84 amino acids. Gene Ontology annotation, biological process: anaphase-promoting complex-dependent catabolic process; positive regulation of mitotic metaphase/anaphase transition; protein ubiquitination. The transcript has 3 exons.
AGUCGCCGACUCGAAACGUGAUCAUUGUUUUGGUUAUUUUAUUGGUGUUAUUAUUUCCUAAAAAUUGUAUUUUCAUCAGUUUAAAAUUAUUUUAAAAAAUAAAAUAAAUUACAUUUAUAGUAAAUUUCUAGUAUUACAUUAUGAAAGUAACAAUAAAAAGUUGGACAGGUGUUUCAACAUGGAGAUGGAUUGCAAAUGAUGAUAAUUGUGGAAUUUGUCGAAUGCCAUUUGAUGCCAGUUGCCCUGAUUGUAAAACUCCUGGCGAUGAUUGUCCUUUAGUUUGGGGACAAUGCUCACAUUGCUUCCAUAUUCACUGUAUUAUGAAGUGGUUACAUUCUCAGCAGACCAGUAGUUUGUGUCCGAUGUGUCGUCAAGAAUGGAAAUUUAAAGAAUAAUUGUGUAAUCCA